Dictyostelium discoideum AX4 is the source of this 681-nucleotide messenger RNA. RefSeq lists its product as hypothetical. NCBI's taxonomy places the organism in Eukaryota, Evosea, Eumycetozoa, Dictyosteliales, Dictyosteliaceae. The record is from RefSeq and is a predicted model, not a curated record. Gene Ontology annotation, cellular component: membrane. The transcript has 2 exons. Bases 1 to 681 code for a protein of 226 amino acids.
AUGUUUAACACUUCAAAAUUUUUACAAAAAACUAUGGUUUUAAAUAAUAAUGGAUUAUUGAAAUUAAAUUCAAGUUUAUUAUUUAAAAAUAAUAUUAACCAAAUAAAUAAAUCAUUUUUUGGUAGUAUUAGCUGUAUUAAUAAUAAUAAUUUUAAAAAUGAUUAUGAAAAAAAUAAUAAUAAUAAUAAUAAUAAUAAUAAAAAUCAAAAUGAAAAUAAUAAUAAAUUUUUAUUACCAGGAGUUUUAAUAAGUGGAUUUACAAUUUUAAGUGGAUUAACAGCAACAACAGUAUCAUGUGAUACAAUUAAUAAAGAUAAAGAUGCAACAGUUGUUACACAUCAUGUUGAAAUUAAAAAUGUUCCAACAACAACACAAAAGAUUCAAAAAGUUGCAGGUGUUACAACAAUGGGUGGUGCAUUAGGAUAUUGUUGUGGUAUUGCCACUAGAAAGAUUGGUACAAUGGUAUUAGUUUUCGUUGGUGCCAUUUUCAUUGUAGUUCAAUUAUUAUCUUCAAAAGGUUAUAUCGUUGUUAAAUGGGAUAAAGUUAGUGAAGAACAUUCACCAAAAUUCACAAAAGAAAAAAGACGUCAAUACAUUCGUUCCUUUUAUAAUUUAUUAACUAGUAAUUUACCAUUUAAAGUUGGUUUUGGUAGUGGUUUCCUUUUAGGUUUUAAACAAUAA